UCUUUACCGAUUCAGAAUGGCGAUUUCAUCGAACAUAUAUGUCCAGUGGUUCCAGUUUAAUCUGAAAUUUUUCAUUCAAAUAUCUUUUUUCAACAGAACAAACCGUAGUCUCCAUCAAUUCAAAUGAGCUACCCUCGAGAGCACGCGGAUUUCUUGAAGUGAGCGGUUAGAGGAUGAAAGUCAUUUCCUAGAAAGUAAAUUGCACUGGUGAUGACAUCGUUGCCCUGACUACGAAAUCGGUGUGAUCCCCCGAAAGUUGUAAUUCCCUCGUCCUUAAAAUUGAGGUGUUGGGUUGGAUCAUUUGGAUUAUUUAUUGGUUCUGAUUUUUAGUUGAGGAUAAGUGAACUCUUUUGAGAAAUUAACUCGUGGAAGAUGAGUGUCGCAGACGGAGCUAAUCUGACUCGUGGGGAGAUGAUGUCCUUGAUUGUCCGGCUAACAAUUGUUACAGCCGUUGGAUUUUUCAGUAUGAAAUGGAUUAUGAGCCAGAUGGACCCCAUGUCAAAAGCGAAAAAAAAGGCUAAGGAGAGGGCGGAGAGUCAGCUGAGAAAACUGGGGAAAGCGAAUAGUAUCAGUCUGAGUGUUGAUACUAAGCAGCUAACGGAUUACGAAAUGAUGAUCGCCAGUCAUUUAAUUGAUCCGCAAGAUAUUCCUGUAUCUUGGGAACAUAUUGCUGGGCUUGACUCGGUUAUUCAGGAGCUCAAGGAGACUGUUAUCUUACCGAUUCGGAGGAAGGAGCUGUUUGAGGAUUCUAGGUUGACUCAAGCCCCAAAGGGAGUACUCCUUCAUGGGCCACCAGGCUGUGGAAAAACCAUGAUUGCCAAAGCUACAGCCAGGGAAAGUGGCACUUGCUUCAUAAAUCUUGAUGUGAGUCUUCUAACAGACAAGUGGUACGGCGAGAGCCAGAAACUUACAGCUGCUGUUUUCUCACUGGCUGUUAAGAUUCAACCCUGUAUAAUUUUCAUCGAUGAAAUAGAUUCGUUCUUGCGAGCAAGAACUUCACAGGACCACGAGGCGACGGCCAUGAUGAAGGCCCAGUUUAUGUCCCUGUGGGAUGGACUUAUCACAGACCCAUCCUGCACUGUUAUUGUCAUGGGUGCAACUAAUCGUCCGCAAGAUCUGGACCGUGCGAUACUACGGCGAAUGCCAGCUACGUUCCAUAUAGGUUUACCGAAUGAGCAGCAACGUACGCAAGUACUAAAGUUAAUCCUAGACAAAGAGCCUACUGCUGAAGAUGUAGAUGCUGUGAAGCUAUCCAAAUUGACCGAGGGAUUUUCAGGCUCUGACCUCCACGAGCUAUGUCGAACAGCGUCAUUAUAUAGAGUGAGAGAUUACUCUCGAGAACAUCCCAAUGCAUCACAUCAAAGUGUUCCCGAGGAAGACGAGUUUCACGACGCAUUGCGUCCAAUCACCCAUGACGACCUUAUAACAGCCUUCAAACGAAUGCGAAUGUCGAAAGUUCAAACCGGUGGAUUGUCCAACCUUUCAAAACUUGAACUAGAUUAGGAAAAAAUUAAUUAUGAUCUCCCGAGUUUAUGAAUAAACAAAUUAUUAAGAUAAUUUUCAUUUGGCCAUCAAUCAUGUCACAAACAGAUGUAGUUCGACUAUGAAGAGAAAAAUUCUCGAUGAAUUUUGAAGAACAAGUACAUAAGGCGAUGGAGCAACCAAUGCAGUCCUCAUUUCCUAUUAACCAAUCAUCAUUUUCGUUCAAUGUUUGUAAAUAUUGAAUAUAUGUCUCUAACAUUUGGAGUUAUCAAAUAUAUAAUUGUUAGUUGAGAGGAAUCAUUAAAGAAUACCUGAAAAUGA
Molecule: messenger RNA, 1803 nt
Organism: Fopius arisanus
Lineage: Eukaryota; Metazoa; Arthropoda; Insecta; Hymenoptera; Braconidae
Gene: nmd
Product: no mitochondrial derivative
Exons: 6
Coding region: 373-1503 (376 amino acids)
Biological process (GO): extraction of mislocalized protein from mitochondrial outer membrane
Cellular component (GO): mitochondrial outer membrane
Molecular function (GO): ATP hydrolysis activity; ATP binding
Source: RefSeq, a predicted model, not a curated record